AUCCAAAGAAUGGGAAAGAUCCGCAAAAGGAAGCAGCCCGAGAGUGGUCUAGAGUCGAAGUUAAAAUCUUCGUUGGAGACUCGACCAAAAUCUGCGAGAACCACAAAUGGCGCCAUUGAAAACCUGAAAGAUCCGUACCCAAUUCACGCACGACCCAACCCCGAAGAAUGCCGAGCCGUCCGAGACACUUUAUUGGCCCUACACGGUUUUCCCCAAGAGUUCGCCAAGUAUCGCAGAAAAUCAACGGACGAUGCUGUGGAAUUGGCACAGGACGCCACUGGGUUACCUGCCGAAGAAGAGAGCGUCCUGGACGGUUUGGUUCGGACCGUGCUCUCGCAGAAUACUACUGAAGCAAAUUCCCAGAGGGCUUUUGCUUCUCUCAAAUCCGCCUUUCCUACGUGGGAAGAUGUCUGUUUAGCUUUUAACUUGGUUCUUAGUGCUGGCACCAAGGAUGUGGAGGAUGCCAUUCGGUGUGGUGGUUUGGCUCCAACUAAGGCUUCUUGUAUUAAGAAUCUAUUAAAUUGUUUGCUUGAGAGAAGAGGAAAAUUAUGCUUGGAGUAUUUGCGAGACUUGUCUCUUGAUGAAAUUAAGUCUGAGCUAUCUCUUUUCAAAGGAAUUGGUCCCAAGACAGUAUCUUGUGUAUUGAUGUUCAAUCUUCAGCGAGAUGAUUUUCCUGUGGACACACAUAUAUUUGAGAUUGCAAAAACCAUUGGGUGGGUACCAGCUUUUGCAGACAGAAACAAGACGUAUCUUCAUCUAAACCGCCGGAUCCCAAAGGAACUCAUGUUUGACUUGAACUGUCUUCUGUAUACACAUGGUAAACUCUGUAAUAAAUGUACCAGUAAAAGGGGUAACCAACCUAACAAAACGUCUUGUGAUAACUCUUGUCCUCUGUUGAAAUACUGUGAGCGUUCAGUAUGAACUCUGCAUAUCAAAUACUUAACAAUUUUGAUUCUGAAGGCCUGCAUUUUUCUGUGGGGGAUUAGGCCUUGUGCUCAUAAUUCGUAUGUAACCUAGAAGUUUUAUGAGCUGGUUAGUGUACAGCCGCUUCGACUCUGAUGUCUUGGAAGUAAUGCGGCUUUUAAGAUGUUUGUUUGGUGGUAUUAAGAUAUCCAAAAUGAUUGAAUGCACUUUUAAGUGUCUUACUACAAAAUCUGUCAGCAUCUUGAAUGCAGGCGUUGUAAUUCGGUAAUGUAGUUUUGUUGAAAA
Neltuma alba is the source of this 1209-nucleotide messenger RNA. Its product is annotated as putative DNA glycosylase At3g47830. Gene Ontology annotation, biological process: base-excision repair. Gene Ontology annotation, molecular function: catalytic activity. NCBI's taxonomy places the organism in Eukaryota, Viridiplantae, Streptophyta, Magnoliopsida, Fabales, Fabaceae. The record is from RefSeq and is a predicted model, not a curated record. The transcript has 4 exons. The coding region runs from base 10 to 921 and encodes 303 amino acids.